This is a messenger RNA of Neodiprion fabricii, 1203 nucleotides long. RefSeq lists its product as uncharacterized. Bases 1 to 1140 code for a protein of 379 amino acids. NCBI's taxonomy places the organism in Eukaryota, Metazoa, Arthropoda, Insecta, Hymenoptera, Diprionidae. The record is from RefSeq and is a predicted model, not a curated record. The transcript has 5 exons.
AUGUGCAUCCGUUAUGCACAAUGUUGCAAAGAAUGGCCUGAAUCCGUCACGUGUGGCGAGGCUCGAGUAGGCCUUUGCAUCGGCACACUGGAAGUUCCUGUUUCCGAUUGCACAGCUGGAGUUGGUCGAGCUGUCGUCUAUACUCAAGGUACAGUGUUUCCAUCGUUGCUGAAACAUCCGCGCCAAGUUCUUUUUUCCCAGCUAGGCGGAAUAACAGUUUUGCCAGUAAACCUUUCGGCCUCGUUUCAAGGUACUUGUCGCAUCGGAACGAAAUCGCUGGAAGCAUUACAGAACGAGGAGCACGAGUUGUGCGAGAUGAGGUUAACGGCGUUUAAGUGGGCCCUCGUGAUUUUCUUCCUUGUAAAAACAACAUCGAGCCAAGAUGACGAGUUUUCGCGGUGGGCAGACGGAAUACGCGCUGUGCUCGACGGGUGUCCGCAAAUGCCAUGGGGAAAUUUUGAUAGCCGAGAAAUCCUUCCCGCCCUUCGUCAUUGUCUGCAGCUUCGAGCCAUUACGGUAGUCGAUACCUUAUUGAUGGACGACGUUAUACCAAUCCUCGAUGGGGUUAAUUUGGUGCGGUACGAAGAUCCGCACUCUAAUAGAACAAUAGCUGACACGAAAUUUGACGGAGAUCAGACUAACAAUGUGGAGGAGAAUAUCAGUCCCGAGAACGACAAAGUUUGGCAACGAGUAGUGAUAAACAAACUUACACGAUUAUUUCGAACACACGUUUUGAAAAUAGACAUCGACGAAGUUUCCAGAGCCACCGGACUCGUGCCGAGCAAUACAGACGAAAAAAAUGGGGCUAAUAUCAAUCAAGGCAGAAGGCGUCGCCAUAAAAACAGAAGCAUGUUUCCCAUGAUGAUGAUGGGCUUUCUUUUCAUGGGCUCGAUACUAAUCCCAAUGGGAUUUCAAUUCCUUGCCGUACUCGGCGGCAAGGCGUUGAUCCUGGCCAAAAUGGCUUUGAUACUGUCGAGCAUUCAAGGUCUGAAGAAAAUUGCCACCAGUGGAGUAAAUUACGGAUUGUAUCACACGCCAACUGUGUCCGAGAGCUGGCACGACCGAUCAACACAUCAAGAGAUCAGACCGCCGAUCGAACCGCCCUACCAAACUUACUUCCACGGGCGAUCGAAUCAGUAAAAUAACGAUCGGUCCAUUACAGUUGUUAAAAAAACAAAAGAAAAAAAGAAAAAAAAAAACGAA